GAAUGCAGAAAAGAAGAGGGACAGAAAAAGAAAAAACCACCGUGAUAAAGUUGCAGCAAUGCCAUCCCCAGCCUACCUAUCUCCUCCCUUCCUCCCCAUCCACCAGCAGGAGCACGAGCACGAGCCUUCACCCCAUCUCCGGCGGCCGCAACCGUCGCAGCCGCCCACGGCACAUGUCAGGUCUCGUGCUUCUUAAAGCCAAGGCCGGCGAUGGUGACGGAGGGGACGCCGACCUCCUUCUCCUGGCAUCGCGGCGACACGCGUAAGAGGCGGACCGCACGAUACUGUUCAUGUGCGCGGCAUUCCGCGUGGCCGCGUCGCUCAUCCGCGUUCUAUACCACGUCGCGGCCGGUAGCGUCCUCGGCGUGGCCAGGGUCCUCUUCGCGGCGGCCAACGAGCGGUGCCUGCGGUGCAUGAGCCAGGCGGCGCUCGGGCGCAGCGUCACCGGCACCUUCUGCGGGGACUUGUUGGUGGGAGCUAUGGCGCAAUCGUGGAGGGUGCUCAUGCAGGGGCUCACGUCGCUGGUGUUUCUCUGCGCGCGCGCCGACGAGUACGUCCGGCCGCCGCCCAGCCCGCUUGUGCUGACGGCGCACGACAAGCCGGCGGCUCAUCCUCAGCAGGUGCAUAUUUCAACAGUCGGAAGCGACAGAAUGAGGAUUUCAUGGGUCACUGACGACCGGAACGCGCCGUCGGUGGUGGAGUACGGCAAAUCUCGCGGCAACUACACGGUGUCGACGACGGGCGGUCACGCGACGUACCGAUACUUCUUCUACAAGUCCGGCGCGAUCCACCACGUCACGAUCGGCCCGCUGUCGCCCAGCACGACCUACCACUACCGGUGCGGCAAGGCCGGCGACGAGUUCACCCUCAGGACCCCUCCGGCGUCCCUCCCCAUCGAGCUCGUCGUCAUCGGCGACCUCGGCCAGACCGGCUGGACCGCGUCGACGCUGUCGCACAUCGGCGGUGCGGACUACGACAUGCUGCUGCUCCCGGGCGACCUGUCGUACGCCGACACGCAGCAGCCGUUGUGGGACUCGUUCGGGCGCCUGGUGCAGCCGCUGGCGAGCGCGCGGCCGUGGAUGGUGACGGAGGGCAACCACGAGGUGGAGGCGCUCCCCGUCGUGGGCUUCGCGCCCUUCGUCGCAUACAAUGCGCGGUGGCGCAUGCCGCACGACGAGAGCGGCUCCGCCUCCAACCUCUACUACUCCUUCGACAUGGCCGGCGGCGCGGCCCACGUCGUGAUGCUGGGAUCCUACGCGGAGUUCGAGAAAGGGUCGGAGCAGUACGCGUGGCUGGAGCGGGACCUCGCCGGCGUGGACCGGCGGAAGACGCCGUGGCUGCUGGUCCUGCUGCACGCGCCAUGGUACAACACCAAUCAGGCGCACCAGGGGGAGGGCGAGGCGAUGCGCGCCGCCAUGGAGACGCUCCUCUACGAGGCCCGCGUCGACGUCGUCUUCUCCGGGCACGUCCACGCCUACGAGCGAUUCACGAGGAUCUACGACAACGAGGCCGACAGCCGGGGCCCGAUGUUCAUCACCAUUGGCGACGGCGGCAACAGGGAAGGGCUUGCUCUCGAGUUCCUCAAGGAUCACAAGUCAGCGCACAUGUCGGUGUUCCGGGAGGCGAGCUUCGGGCACGGUCGGUUGAGAAUCGUCAACGAGACGAGCGCCGUUUGGACGUGGCACCGCAACGACGACGAAUGCGCCACCGUCCGCGACGAGGUCUGGCUGGAGAGCCUGGCUAGUCCAAAACUCUCCAAGCCAACUGCCGGUCGUCACGACGAGGAGUUGUAGGACGUUGCACAUCAAUAAGCACUUUAGAGCCUACCAAACUCGGCAAACCAGUCACCCUAUACGCCCGCAAACGCGUCAGCGCAUGUUCUUCGGACGGUCCCUCAUAUUUCGUUUCAUGCAUCCAUAUACUUCAUAUUCGGGGUUUUAAAUCCAUAUAAAAUCAUGCACGUAGAUCAUUCGAUAA
Messenger RNA from Hordeum vulgare subsp. vulgare (domesticated barley), 1977 nucleotides. RefSeq names its product purple acid phosphatase 22-like. The record is from RefSeq and is a predicted model, not a curated record. Bases 291 to 1793 code for a protein of 500 amino acids. Gene Ontology annotation, molecular function: metal ion binding; protein binding; acid phosphatase activity. NCBI's taxonomy places the organism in Eukaryota, Viridiplantae, Streptophyta, Magnoliopsida, Poales, Poaceae. The transcript is spliced from 5 exons.